This is a messenger RNA of Entelurus aequoreus (snake pipefish), 3662 nucleotides long. It is a transcript of the gene tars2, whose product is annotated as threonyl-tRNA synthetase 2, mitochondrial. Bases 101 to 2212 code for a protein of 703 amino acids. The transcript has 18 exons. Gene Ontology annotation, molecular function: ATP binding; threonine-tRNA ligase activity. NCBI's taxonomy places the organism in Eukaryota, Metazoa, Chordata, Actinopteri, Syngnathiformes, Syngnathidae. The record is from RefSeq and is a predicted model, not a curated record. Gene Ontology annotation, cellular component: cytoplasm. Gene Ontology annotation, biological process: threonyl-tRNA aminoacylation.
AGCCGCGUCCCCGCCCUUUCGUCUUCCGGUAUCAUGGCCGCGCACUGAACAGAAACGAGAAGGAGACGGUGCUCACUAACGUGUUUGUUAGUGCGGUGUAAUGACUUCAAUGUACGGCCAGGCUGGUGUGUUUGAGAUGGCGGCGACGCAGCUGUUCCGACUGGUUGUCCGCCAGUCGACAACUCGUGUUUCCCUCAAGAGGUACAGCAAGGUGUGCCCGGCCUUACUGGAGCAACUCCAACACUUCGAGUCUCUUCGGGAGAGGAAGAAGGACAACAAGAGGACAGCUGAACCUUGGGAAAAGCCCCUCAGCAUCCGGGUCGGUGACCGCCAGGUGGUGAAGGGAGCAGCUGGGGUCACCACGCCGCUCUCUGUCGCUCAGAGUAUUGGGGAGAAAAGGGCCUUGGUGAGUAAGGUGAAUGGGGAGCUUUGGGACCUUGGGCGCCCCCUGGAGGCUGACUGUGAACUACAGCUUCUUGGGUUUGACACACCUGAGGGCACGCAGGCCGCAUGGCGGACAGGAGCGUGCGUGCUCAGCUGGGUGCUGCAGAGGGAGUUUGGCGCCAGGGUGUGUCGCGAAGGGGCGUCAGACCUGGGAUUUUACUGUGACCAUGUGAUGGAGAACAGCGACCCGCCGCCUCUGAGUGACGUGGAGCAGAGAUGCAAGGAGGCCGCCGCCCUGACGCUGCCUCUGAGCAGGCUGGAGCUGAGCGCACAAGAGAUCGAGGAGCUCUUCCAGGAUGACUCACUCCGAUCGCAGCUUGUCCAGGAGCAGAUGGUUGGGCCCACUGCUACGGUGUACAGGUGUGGAGACAGCAUAGCGGUCUCUAAUGGCCCCCUCCUCCCACACACGGGGAUCCUCAAGGUGUUCAAGCUCCUACAGCUGUCAACUGUAACCCUGGCCAAUCAGAAUGUGUGCGCUGGUUUGAUGCGUCUCUCCGGGGUGGCCUUUCCGAAAGAGAAGGAUAAGGUGGAGUGGGAAAGAAUGCAGAAGGAGGCCCACAGGAGGGACCACAGACGCAUCGGGACGGACCAGGAGUUGUUUUUCUUCAAUGACGUCAGUCCAGGAAGCUGCUUCUUCUUGCCGAAAGGAGCACACGUGUACAACACACUCACAGACUUUGUCAAGAGCGAGUACCGACGGCGAGGCUUCACCGAGGUCAUCACCCCGACGCUGUACAGCACUGCAUUGUGGGAGCGCUCGGGUCACUGGGAGCACUAUGGCGACAACAUGUUCACCGUGACGUCCGAAGGCUCUCAGACAUACGCCCUCAAACCUAUGAAUUGCCCCGCGCACUGCCUAAUGUUCGAGCAGCGUGUGCGCUCAUGGCGGGAGCUUCCUCUGCGCUGGGCCGACUUCGGGGCGCUGCAUCGCAACGAGCUGUCCGGCGCUCUGGGAGGCCUCACUCGGGUCCGCAGGUUUUGCCAAGACGACGCUCACAUCUUCUGCACACCUGAGCAGCUGGAGCAAGAGAUUGUGGCUUGUUUGGACUUUGUGAGAAGCGUUUAUCAAGUGUUUGGGUUUUCCUUCCACUGCCUCCUGUCGACACGUCCGACUCCGUGCCUGGGGGAGCCUGAGCAGUGGGAUAGUGCCGAGCAGCAGCUGGAACAGAGCCUACAGCAGUUUGGCGAGCGCUGGGAGUUGAACCCAGGAGACGGAGCCUUCUAUGGGCCAAAGAUUGACAUCCAGAUAAAAGACGCUAUUGGCCGACAGCACCAGUGCGCCACCAUCCAGUUGGACUUCCAGCUGCCAAUCAGAUUUGACCUCCAGUAUGUCGGACGAGACGGCCAGCUGCAUCGACCAGUGAUGAUCCACCGAGCAGUGUUGGGAUCACUGGAGAGGAUGCUCGCCAUCCUGGCUGAACACUUUGGAGGGAAAUGGCCCUUGUGGUUGUCCCCGGCACAGAUCAUGGUCAUUCCUGUAGGGGGCAGCUGUGAGUCGGCUGCCAAGCAGGUGCUCCAUCGGUUUCGUGAAGCGGGCUUCAUGGCGGACUUGAACGACGACACGAGCGCCACCUUGAGUAAAAAGAUCCGCUCUGCUCAGCUGGCGCAGUACAACUACGUGUUAGUGGUGGGCGAUCAGGAGUGCGAGAGCGGCACAGUGAGCGUGCGCAGUCGAGGUGGCAAGCAGCUGGGCAGGAGGCCCGUGGAGGAGGUUCUGAUGAGUCUCACACAGCUACGAGACUCCAGAAGCAGACAAGAUGACUUUUAAGUCUGUUGUGUAACUGCACCAUCACUAGGUAUUUUUUUGGUACUGGUUCCUAACUGGGCCGGUCCAGGAGGACUGUUAAGAUUCUGGACAAAUAAUCCCCACUUCCGCCCGCUCGGGUGACCGAUGCAAUGAAUGCCGAGUGGAUACGGUUAAUAAUGUGAGAGUCCAGUCCAUACUGGGGCCAGCAGGGGAUCAUCUUGCAUGUAGACAUGUCGGGGCGCAGCGACAUCACCGACUGAUGCAUAAGGAGUGGUCCACCCCGAGUCCCAACUUCAUGCUAAUGUUUGUAUUAGAGAUGUCCGAUAAUGGCUUUUUUGCCGAUAUCCGAUAUUCCAAUAUUGUCCAACUCUUAAUUACCAAUUCUGAUAUCAACCGAUACCGAUAUAUACAGUCGUGGAAUUAACACAUUAUUAUGCCUAAUUUUGUUGUGAUGCCCCGCUGGAUGCAUUAAACAAUGUAACAAGGUUUUCCAAAAUAAAUCAACUCAAGUUAUGGAAAAAAAUGCCAACAUGGCACUGCCAUAUUUAUUAUUGAAGUCACAAAGUGCAUAAUUUUUUUUAACAUGCCUCAAAACAGCAGCUCGGAAUUUGGGACAUGCUCUCCCUGAGAGAGCAUGAGGAGGUUGAGGUGGGCGGAGUUGGGGGGGGCGGGGUUUAGAGGUAGGGGGGGCGGGGGGUGUAUAUUGUAGCGUCCCGGAAGAGUUAGUGCUGCAAGGGGUUCUGGGUAUUUGUUCUGUUGUGUUACGGUGCGGAUGUUCUCCCGAAAUGUGUUUGUCAUUCUUGUUUGGUGUGGGUUCACAGUGUGGCCCAUAUUUGUAACAGUGUUAAAGUUGUUUAUACGGCUACCCUCAGUGUGACCUGUAUGGCUGUUGACCAAGUAUGGCUUGCAUCCACUUGUGUGUGUGAAAAGACGUAGAUAUUAUGUGACUGGGCCGGCACGCAAAGGCAGUGCCUUUAAGGUUUAUUGGCGCUCUGUACUUCUCCCUACGUCCGUGUACACAGCGGCGUUUUAUAAAGUCAUAAAUUUUACUUUUUGAAACCAAUACCGAUAAUUUCCGAUAUUACAUUUUAAAGCAUUUAUCGGCCGAUAAUAUCGGCAGUCCGAUAUCGGACAUCCCUAGUUCUAACUUAUAUCUUGUCAGUAGACUCGCUAUGGAAGCGCUAAAAACUACCAGUACAACAAGGAUGACGGGGAGAAGACUUGUUUUUAGACUAAAAAAGCAGGUGUUAAAAAAAUACUUCCCUGCUGUGAGAUGUUACAUGAUGUUGGUGUGUACUUCUUGUGCUAAUUAAAAAUGCAUUUUUUCCACAUUUAUUUAUGGCAAUUAUAUAGUAUUGAUAAGGAAUAUCGACAGUGGUAUCGACAAUAUCCUGACGAUAUACAGUACAUGUCUACUUUUAAGUCUGUUUUGCUCCACAUUUACAGCUCAAAUGUCCAAUAAAACUGCUUU